AUGCUAAGACAAAAAUCUAGCGAAAAUAAUUUUAGAUUACCCAAAGAUAAACUGCCUGAAUGCAAUCUUUUUACACUUUUUCUAAGAAAAUAAACAUAAGCUUCUUCUGAACUAAAUUUUGAUUAAAAAAAGACUAUGAAUAAAGAAGCAAAUAAAAUAAAUCACUCAGCAAAUAGAAAUUAAAUAAAUGGACCAAAAUAUAUUUCUCAUUAAAGUAUGUCAAGUAUUACACCAGAAAGGAAUGCAUCUAAAAAGAAAUAAAUUGUAUAUAGUAAUAUGAAACAUUUAAAGAAAACUCCUUAUCAUCAUUUAUCAGUUAAUAUAAUUGAUACUGCAGAAAUGAGUGAUAGCAACUCUAAAAGCUUUCAAAAACUAAGCUUUUAGAAGUCUAGAAAACCCUCUUUAACUAUAAAAGAUUUAAACUAAUCCUAAAUCAAUUAGUGCCAUGCAGUAUAAACAAUUACUUAAAGAUCAUAGGCAAGUAGCUAGUGCAAAACUAGAAAAAGUUCUAUUUCUGCGGAUUUAGCACAUAGACAUACAUAAAGAAGUAGCUUUAUAUAGGGAAUUAAUAAUGUUAAUCUGAGUCAAAAUAGAACUACUCGGACAGAGUAGUCUUAAGAAAGAUCAAAUUCUAAAUUCAAAGCUAAGAAAAUGCCUAAUUUUUAGGUUCCUUUUAUUGUUUAUAAAUCAAACAAACCUUUGACUACUUUCUAAGAAUUUAAUUUAGCAACAAGAUAAAGAAGCUCAAGCGGGUAGCAUGCAAGUAAUACAAACGAUGCUAAAAUUAAUAAUGUGAGUAAUACUACAAGCAUCAAAAAGAGCAACAACACUAGUAUAAAUGUUUGUGGAAAAGAAAAUAAAGAAUAAAAUACUUUAAAUACAAUAAUAAGGCCAUAGUCAAGCUAAAGUAAAUCUUCAAACAGAACCUAUUUCAAUGAAAAUAUAAACUACUAAAAUAUGCAAAAUUAUAUAAGUCAAUAGUAAGAUUUCUUAGAAUAAUAAAAUUAGUGUUCUUAAUAUUAGAAAUUUUUCUAAAAUUUUCAUACACAAUAAUAGCAAUAAGUCAGCAGCAGCAGGAACAAUAAUAAAAACUCAUAAAGAAAUCAAACUAGUAACAGAAUAAACUCUUCUAACUAGUCAUCUUCAGUUAAAGACAAAUAAUUUACUUUAUAAAUGCUAAAGAAUUAAAGUAAUAAACAGUAUUUCUGA
Tetrahymena thermophila SB210 is the source of this 1209-nucleotide messenger RNA. RefSeq lists its product as hypothetical. Lineage: Eukaryota; Ciliophora; Oligohymenophorea; Hymenostomatida; Tetrahymenidae. The record is from RefSeq and is a predicted model, not a curated record. The transcript has 2 exons.